AUGAGGGUCCUCUCCCUCUUCUUUGCUGCUGCUGUCUCCUGCUGGGGGGCCCCUGCAGCAGCAAUCCGUCUGUCUCCUUCUUUGUCUCUGCUGCUGCAUGGGGGCCCCCUAGACCCUGCUGCGCUGCUGCAAGGGGACAGCAGCAGCAGCAGCAGCAGCAGCAGCAGCAGGCUGCCGUUUAGUCUGAUGCAGCAGCAAGAAGGAGACAGUUUAGAGGGGGAGACAGAAACAGAGACAGAAGCAGAGACAGACACAGAGACAGAGGCCCCGCUGCAGCAGGCCCAGUCUCCUGCUGCUGCUGCAGCAACAGCAGCAGCAGCAGCAGCAGCAGAAGAGGAGACACCACAUACAGAGAGUGGAGACACAGGAGAAGAGACAGAAACAGAAGCCUCCGAUACCCCCUCAGCUGCAGCAGCAGACGAGGAGACAGCAGCAACAGCAGCACCAGCAGCAACUGCAGCAACUGCAGCAGCAACAGCAGCAGCAGCAGAAGAAGCAGCAGAGACAGGGGGAGAAGCUACAGAAGAGACACAAGAAGCUGAGGAUACACCCCAGCAAGAAGGAGAGGAGACAGCAGAAGAGGAGACUGGCUCUCCCGCAGAGGGGGGCCCCCAGGGGCCCCCAGGGUCUGAGCCCCCCAUAGAGGCAGCAGCAGAGGGGGCCCCCAGCUCUAAACAGCUGCGAACUGCUGCUGCUGCAGACACAGCAGCAGCAGCAGCAGCAGCAGCAGCAGAACCCUCUGAAAACAAAGAGGAGACAGCAGCAGCAGCAGCAGCAGCCCAACCUGCUGCUGAAGCAGCAGCAGCACAGCAGCUGCAGCAGCAAACACCCAGCGUACAGGGGCCCCCCUCCCCCCCUCAGCAUGAGGCUUCUAUAGGGGCCCACACAGUAGGGGGCCCCCCGGCCGCUGCAGGAGUCCCUUCGGAAGUAUCUGGGGGCCCCCAGGGGCCCCCCCAGGGGGCCCCCCAGGGGGGCCCCCCUGAAGGAUCUAUGGGGGCCCCCUCUGAAGCCUCUAUGGGCCCCCCCGGGGCCCCGUCUGAGAGCGCUGGGGGCCCCCCUGCUGUCCCCUCUGAAGAGUCAGUGGCCCCCCCCCCUGGGGGCCCCCCCCAUGGGGGCCCCCAGGGGGGCCCCUCUGGGGGCCCCGGUGAGGGGGGCCCCCCUGGGGGCCCCGGUGAGGGUGUGAGCCUGUGGACGCGGCGGUUUUUGUCGCGCGGGGGCCGGGCGCUGGGGGUGCUGGCGCAUGCAAAUUUGAUGGAUAUAUUCAGCAGCAGGUCAGCAGCAAUAAGAAGCAGCAGAAGUUUAAUAAAAGGCUUCACUAACAAAUUCAGAACACUGAGGAGACAGAUGAAAGAAGCUAGUGAACUGCAGCAGCAGCAGCAGCAGCUGCAGCAGCAGCAGCUGCAGCAGCAGGGACAGGGACAGGGAGAGCAGCAGCAAGGAGAGGGAGAGGAAUUGCAGCAGAAAAUGCAGCAGGGGGAGGAACAAGAGGAGAUGAAACAGCAGCAACAGCAGCAGCAGCAGCAGCAGCAGGAAAAGGAACAGCAGCAGCAGCAGCAGCAGCAGGCACAAUCCCCAGCAGCAGCAAAGACAGCUUAG
Molecule: messenger RNA, 1596 nt
Organism: Eimeria mitis
Lineage: Eukaryota; Apicomplexa; Conoidasida; Eucoccidiorida; Eimeriidae
Exons: 1
Coding region: 1-1596 (531 amino acids)
Biological process (GO): positive regulation of Golgi to plasma membrane protein transport
Cellular component (GO): plasma membrane; transport vesicle; trans-Golgi network
Molecular function (GO): connexin binding
Source: RefSeq, a predicted model, not a curated record